This is a messenger RNA of Petromyzon marinus (sea lamprey), 3328 nucleotides long. RefSeq names its product ATPase H+ transporting accessory protein 2 (gene ATP6AP2). Gene Ontology annotation, biological process: positive regulation of Wnt signaling pathway. Gene Ontology annotation, cellular component: membrane; external side of plasma membrane. Lineage: Eukaryota; Metazoa; Chordata; Hyperoartia; Petromyzontiformes; Petromyzontidae. The record is from RefSeq and is a predicted model, not a curated record. Gene Ontology annotation, molecular function: signaling receptor activity.
CUCCGUGCCAGGGGCGGGCGCAGUCAGCUGACUCGCGACGACUCCCGCAGCGCCUCCGUCGAUGUCGCCUCCCGCCGUUACCGCUGCCGCCGUGAUCAUGGCCCCGUCAGCCGCGCCGCUUCGCCGCCGCCGCCGCCUCCUCCUCACCGCCGCCCUCGCGGCUCUCGUCCUUCUCGUGCAGGGCGCGGCGGCGGAGGCGCCGCCGCCGUCGGACGGCCUGCUGGUGCUGCGGGCGCCCGCGUACGUGUCGCUCGCCAAGGAGGAGGCGUCGCUGCCUGGGGACCGCGUCGGAGACCUCGUCUCACUGGCCAUGGGCUUCUCCGUGGAGCAGGAGCUCCCGUGGGGCGGCCUCGCAGCAGGCGAUGUGUUUCUCCGUCCCCGCGCCUUCCUGCUCCUCUCCCUGCUGGGGGCAGACGAGCGACUCCUGCCCAAGGCCAUCGCCUCUUACCGCGUCGCUCAUACGGUGCCGGUUGACUUGUCGUGGGUGAGCAGUUCGCUGGAGUCGUCCUUCGGGGAUGACUCGCUGAUGCUGGAGUACUCGCCCAUGCAUCAGUUCAUGUACGGCUUUGGGAAGGCAUUUUCUCAAAUCGCGCAGUGGGAAAAUCUGAGACCUCGCAACCUCAACACGGCCAUCGCUCCUGGGUCGUCCCUUAACGUCACCGUGCAGGAGGAUGCGGAGUUCCUGCUGGAGCUGCGCUUGCUGCACGAGUUUGCGAAGGCCGUAGCCUCUGCGAGCCCAGCCUCCCCGGCCGUAGUUGCCGUGGAGUUGGGGGGGCUGCUGGGAGUGGUGCGUCGUCAUGGCGAUGGGUCCGCUCAGGCGGAGGAGGCGAGGAGCAUGCUGGGACACGCCGUUGCCCAGUUUGCGGAGGACGUGGCCGGCGUGUGGGGAGGGGAGGUGGUGGUGGCGGCGCUUACGGUGGCCACCGCUCCGGAGCCGUCCCUGCGCAAGGGGCGCUCCGCGCUGCAGCUGCGGGAGACGCAGAGCAAGAUGGACAUGCAGAACCCCUACAACCUGGCGUACCGCUACAACUACAACUACGCCGUGGUCUUCAACAUCGUGCUGUGGCUCAUGCUGGCCAUGGCUCUCGCCAUCAUCGCCGUCUCCUACGGGAUGUGGAACAUGGACCCGGGCCGCGACAGCCUCAUCUACCGCAUGACCAACCAAAGGCUGAAGGCCGAUUAGACUCCCUCACCCUCCCACCCCCUGCUCCACCCAGGUGUCUAGUGAUGCCCCCCGUUCAUUAGCAACACACCCUCCCUUCUCGUAUUACCUCUGUCCCCCAUCCAUUCAUUCCGCUCCCAUCUAGUAUUGUCGCACACCUCUCACUGGUGCCACGUCCCCUGUGGCUCUGCUCCCUCUUGUUCCACCCCCCCCCCCCUGGGUACUGCCCCCUCCACACCUCUGCUACCACCUUGCUCAGCGCCCCCCCUCACUGGUGCUGCCCCCCUUCCUCUCCAUUGGCUGACGAUAUUACCAACCGACCGUCCGUUCAUCGGAUGGGCAAUCGCCGUGCAUUCCGGCAACCGUAAUCUUUUUUUCCGCGCUCUGAUGUAAAUUUUUAUUUUUUUAAUUUGUUUUUGCGCGGCGUCACUUCCUCUAAUAGCCAAUCAUUGUGAUGUCAUAUCCUGUGUCGUCGACACCCCCUCCCACCCGCCCCCCUACCUCCCCCACCACCCACACCGAGAGACUUUGUGUUUUGCGAGAUUUGCCGAGCGUCAGCCCCUUUGCCCCCCCUCGAUCCCUACUCUGGGUUUGUUGUUGUUGUGAUUCGUGAUCCGCACACAACGUCAUUUCGGUGUUUGUGUCGCCGGCCUUGUGUGGUUCCCGUCCUCUCUCUGAUCUUCAGAAACACUCCGUGCUUGCCGUGGGUAGUUGUGUGUUUGCUGUAGAUGCAAGUGGUGGCUGCGGCUUGUGCAUUCACUCGGCUUCACCCCACCCACUCGCCUCCCCCAGGUGAAUCGUCACCCACUUGCGGGGGUCACAAUUUGAUUAUCGUUGUUUCGUUUUUUACCGUCUCGGUUCUCUCUCGUUUCUAGUUUUGUUCCGUCUCGUUAUUCGCCCUCUCCUCCUCUUCUCCGUUAGCAUAAACGUAACAAUUUAAUUUGCAUUUCGAGAAGGCCUCAAUUGCCAUAGGCGAGGAUGCCACCACCACUCCUCGCUGCCGACGCGUUCCGCCGUCAGCCAGAUCCCGCAGCUGCCGCACGCUCAACGCGCGGCGACCUCCGCCAUCUAGACAUCUGUGGAAAAAAGAGCUUCAUAGCUCAUCAGAUUACUCCGGUAUAAAUAAAUAUUCUGAUCUGCUCAGUCGCUGGGCCCGUGGAGACGAUCGCUCCCACGCCCGUCUUGGCAAUCGGCCUUCUCCACCUGCACCCUGCACACGCGUCCCACCCAGCUAAACGAAAAUACAUCAAUCUCGUGAUGAGUUUAAUAAAGCGGCGUUCAUGCAAACUGCGUGCUCACAAUCGCCGGGUCGGGACUGCAGGCAAGCUGGAAGGCUGCCAGGUGGCGUGAGCCGGCGCCACCGACAAACAUCUGCUCUGCGGUUCUAUACGUGUUAAGAUGUUUUCAGCCAGUUAGCGAGUGUACAACGACGCUCCCCACCUGUCACUCCGGCGUCGCUCAUCCCAUCUUGCCACAACAUUCCCAGCGUCCGUCUCGAACACGCGCCGGCCCUUAAUGCCCCAUCGGCUUCUCUUGGGGCUGCGGAGGCAUAAAUCGUAACGGGGUUCUCGCACGCGCGACCACUCGGAUUACCGAUCAUUCGGCCUGUGAUUCGUUUUGCUUCCACGGUCAGGGAAAUUGUGAAAUUGAAAGGAGGAGCCUUGGAGGUGGCCGACUGGAUAGAUUGAGCACUUGUAACACGUGCGGUAUUGUCAUGUGCUGAAGGGCUUCCGAAUUGUGCACAGCUCUGCAUUGGCCGUGGGGAGAAUGGAGCAUUGGGCCUAAACUGGAAUAUGGCUGACUUUGGUAUAAUAUAUUAUUUUUGCUUUAUAAUUCACAUUUUAACAGGUUUUUUUGUUAAAUUAAUAUAUUUAAAAAUCGUAUAAAUGUCGCCUGUUUUAUGUAAAUGAUAUGCUAAUGAACCAUUUCAUGCGAAACGGGUGCGAACAAAACUACAACAUGGGAGCUAAAAAAUAAUCCCAGAAACCGUGCAAACGAGACUAAGCAAAUCGCACCCCUGGAUCGUCACGAUCGUCGUGGUGUAAUGCCCGGAGUGCGCAGUCCUCUCCCCCCCCCUCGUCUCGGAUGCUACUGAUGAUGUGUUAUUCACGUACACACUGAGCAAAAUCAUAAUUAUAAUAAAGUGUUUAACCCUCGCGGGUCCGA